AUGUUGCAAAUGAGUGAUGAACAAUUGCGUGACGACAUUGAAAUAAUGCACGGUACCAAGGACCUUUCAACGUAUAGCAAGGUCCUUUGUAUCUAUACUAGAGACCCGGAUACUUUUAAGGUUCACGCAGUAAGAGACAUGCAGAAGGCAAUAUUCUCUCAGAAAUGGGAUAAGUUUCUUGACAUCUUGAAGCGGGCGAAAGUCAAAGAGGUCAGGGCAAUUGGAUUCACGGAGCGAGUUAUCAAAAGUGAGGCCAUCGAAAAGUUCACCAAUCUUGCUAACUUGGCCGUCAAGGUCACUGAAUUUCACCGCGUAGGUGAGAGCCAAAUUCGCGGAAUUAUUACAACAAUAGAAGACGAAAAUGAGUUCAACGACUGGAUGGUAGAACACAUUCUUGAACAAGCUCGCGUGAAUUUAGAUGAAAGCCCUUGUGUGUCUAGCGGAGACUCUUUCGAUGAAAAGUUUACGAACUAUUUCGCAGACAAUUUGAAAAACACCACAUCAAAAGACAUGUGGGAAAUGGGAGGCCGUGAUCAUUUCCUGGAAAAAGUACAGUAUUUCACCAAUCGAUAUUUGACCAUCGAGUGCAUUUUGCCAGCAUUUCCCUGUAAGUCGUCAAACGUUGAUAAAGUUUACGGAGCAGUCCCAGACAAAGGCGAGGAACUGGCCUUGAGGCGCUUAAUCGCAGCGACUCAAGAAGUUAAAAGUUUCUAUCCACCAGGAAUGAAAAUCUGGAUUGUAAGCGAUGGCCAUGUCUUCAGCGACUGUAUUGGCGUUGACGACGAUGUUGUCGAUAAUUACACAACAAAACUUCAUGAACUUUACGAGAAAUUGGCAAUUCCUGGUGUCGACGCCGUAGGAUUUGUUGGUUUGAAGGAGUUGUUUCUCACGGGCGACAGUAUUAGAAAAUUUGACGAGUUCAUGGUCCACGACGUUGAUUUAUCUCAUCAUACAGGGACGAAAAUUUGCGAGGUUUCUGAGCUAUCUAGACAAAUUCUCAUGAAGGGCUUUGACACUGACGACGGGAGACUAAGACAGCAAAUUUUGAUAGCAGGUCAUCCUAGACUACACUUGUUCAGAGGAUUCUCCAGAUUUAUGAUGGACGAUCUUUCUCAUUUGGAAUUUUUCCAAAAGUCUUCGAGAAAGGGCUUUAAGAAAGUGGUUUCAAAGGUGGCUUUCGAGAUGAUUAAACGCAACGAUGCCUACUCGAACUUGGUCGAAUUGCUGUUCCCGCACCAUAUGAGAUUCUCGAUCCAUGCACACACCAAUUCGGGCCCCAAAUUUGGUGUUAAAAUCAUUUCCAACCAUCAAUGCAAAAUUGUCAAGUCGUUGGAUGCCCAAGAGGAGCCCAGCUUUGAGGACUUACUGCAUAUACCCACGCCAUGGCACAAUUGCGUGAUCAAAUUGCAGAAUGUGUAUUAUCUGGCUAAGUCCAAGGUCGCGGUUGAUGCGAUAGAAAGUGGCCUUUACGAUGGCCAUUGGAAAGAGGGUGGCGACGAAAAAGAUGUUGGCGGCCAUUUUGUUGUGAACAAAAGCAUGUGCUUGCAAAAACAGGCCUGA
This is a messenger RNA of Lachancea meyersii CBS 8951, 1560 nucleotides long. The record is from the annotation of a GenBank genome assembly. Lineage: Eukaryota; Fungi; Ascomycota; Saccharomycetes; Saccharomycetales; Saccharomycetaceae.